Messenger RNA from Diaporthe amygdali, 1989 nucleotides. RefSeq lists its product as uncharacterized. The coding region runs from base 1 to 1989 and encodes 662 amino acids. Lineage: Eukaryota; Fungi; Ascomycota; Sordariomycetes; Diaporthales; Diaporthaceae. The transcript is spliced from 5 exons. The record is from RefSeq and is a predicted model, not a curated record.
AUGGAAAGACAAGCUGGAUCCAAGUCCCCCUCCGACGCCGGUUCCAGGGCGCAGCCGCAAGAGAAGAAGGACCCGGCCCUUCCCAACCUCAACAAGGCCACGCGCCUUCCUCCCGCGGGCCAGCUGCACCCUCCCCAACUCAAGUACCCACCUGCCAUUUUCCGUGGGGACCUGAACGUUCCCUCCCACUUCCCCGUCUUUCCUGCCAGCAUGCAGCCCUUCCUCGACUUCAAUUCCCAGCCUCUGUGGGCUGGCAACAACGUCCCAAACUUCGACCCGUUCCUUCCCAUGCCCAACCUCCCCGGUCAGAUCGCGGGUCGCCCAGCUCACAGUGGCGGCAGUGGCUUCGGUUUCCCCCCGGCAGGCGCGAUGUUCAACCAAUUUGGACGCGAUCCUUUCAUGCAGCUUCCAGCUGGACCGUUCGAUUCCUUUGGAUCGAACCCCUUCAAUCUUGCCAUGGAUUCCAUGCACAUGCCUGCGGAGCCUUUGGUCAAGGUCGAAGACAAGGCUUCUUCCAUUCCCUUGAUCUGCCUGCUGUGCCCAAAGCAGCCCAAGUUCUCCGACGUCUCGCACCUACUGACACACAUCUCUUCCAAGUCCCACCUUGCGGCUCAGUUCAAGCUUCAACACUCGGGAAAGAACGAGGACAAGCGGACGCUUGAUCGAUACAAGCUUUGGAGUGACAGCAACGGCGUGGACAAGUUGGUCGAGAACCGUAUCGCCGCCAAGGAGCUGAAGAAGCCUGCGAAGAGGCUGCGCCUUACCAGCGUCGAGAAUACUACUGGGAAGAACGUCAAACUUGAGGAUGAUGACGACCUCGGUGUUCACUUGGACAAUGCUUCUCUGCGUCCCAAUGCCAACGCCUGGCACUUGCACGCACCACGCGACAACUCCUUCGAGACGCUUUACGCCAUUCCUCCCUAUAAUGACCACAGUGCCUACCCUUUCCCCGACUCGCCCCAGAGUUCUGCGUACAUCAAGCAAGAGACUUCGCGCUCGGGCACAGACACCGCCAACACCAGCUUCCUUCCAGAGGCUGCUGACGGUGAUGCUGGCGACGAGUCGUCGAAGCUCAAGGGAAUGGUGUACCCUGGUAUGGGUUUAUUCGAUGCUGCGACCCCAAUCCAGAAGCGCAAGCGCAACCAGAAGAAGCACGCGUCUGUUGUGCGUAACAUGGAAAUGGCGUCUGCUUCGAUCGGUCCGGACGAGGAGGUCUGGGACAACACCAUGUCUGAGGUCACCAGGACUAGAAAUGUCUACGACAGCCCGUCGAUCGAUGGAAGCCCGGAUUCCAAGGACGAGCUGCCUUCGACUACAAAGAAGCGUCGUAGCCGUCGCACCGCCGUUGCAACCGCUGGUCCCCGUCGACAGACCCGAGCAGCCACUCGUGCUGCUAAUAACGAGAAGGUGCGCAAGCGCCGCUCGGCACGCCAGAACAAAAAGCUUGUCAAAGUUGAGGAAGAUCUCGCAUCGGAUGAGGAUAACUCCAGUCAUCGUCUUGAUGACGAUGACGACGACGUUGUUGCGGGAGGCGAUAUCUUUCAAGGGCACCGCCAGAACAGGCAGGAUGCCAAUGGAGCACCUUCCGGCAACCGAUUCGAUCUCGCCUUUCGAAACGCCAUGCAUUCACUUCCAUCGAACACGCCCUUGAUGACAGCGUCCUCACUGUUUCCCCGCCCGAAUCAAAGCUUCUUUCCGGGCUUUGGUAUGAAGGAGAACGACGGCAUGGCCUUCUCCAUGCACCAGCCAGGAGCGAUGCCUAGCUACUUCGCUCAGCAUCGCCAGAAUGUGCAGAAUGCCAGCGGCUUCAAUCCUCUCUGCCUGCAGCGGCAGGAUAGUUACCCUUUUCUGUACGGAAGCCACUCUUUUGAGGCACCCAAGCCUCCUACUCCAGUUUUUCAAAACCUGAACGGCCCGGAUUUCGGCGCUUUGGAUUCCGCUCCUUCCUUCCAGUCUGGCCAAGCCCAACACGAAGACUUCGACGUCUGA